GGGUCCAAACCUCCCCAACAUCUGAGUGCGCUUGGGGGCGAGGAGGAGGAGGAGGAGGAGGAGGAGGAGGAGGGUGCAAGAGAUAUGGUGGUGGAGGGGAAGGAUGAGGAAGAGGAGGAGGGGGAAGGAAAACAGGUGGAAGAGGUGAAGGAGAAGGAGGAGAGAGAUAUGGAAGAGAAGGAGGAGGAGGAGGAGAGAGAUAUAGCGGAGAAGGAGGAGAAGAAAGAUAUAACGAAGAAGGAGGAGGAGAGAGAUAUAGCAGAGAAGGAGGAGGAGGAGGAGAAAGAUUUGGCGGAGAAGGAGGAGGAGGAGAGAGAUAUGGCGGAGGAGGACGAUGAGGAAGAGGAGGAAGAGGAGGGAGAGGAGGAGGAGGAGGAGGAAGAAGGAGAAGAUGAGGAGGAGGGAGAGGAGAAGGAGAACGAGGAAGAAGGAGAAGAGGAGGAGGAGGAGAGAGAUCUGGCAAAGAAGGAGGAGGACGAGGAAGAAGGAGAAGCAGAGGAGGAGGAGGAAGGAGAACAGGUGGAAGAGGAGAAGGAGGAGGAGAGAGAUAUGGCAGAGGAGGAGAAGGAAGAGGAAGGAGAAGCAGAGGAGGAGGACGAGGAGAAGAACGAGCAGGGUCGGAGAAAAAGAGAAGGAGGAGGAAGAGGAGGAGGAAAAGAGGAGGCUGAGGAGGAGGAGGGAGAAAAACAGGUGGGAGAGGUGAAGGAGGAGGUGGAGAGAGAUAUGGCGGAGAAGGAGGAGGAAGAGGAGAGAGAUAUGGAAGAGGACGAGGACGAGGAGGAAGAGGAGGGAGAGGAGAAGGAGGAGGAAAAAGGAGAAGAGGAGGAGGAGGACGAAGAGGAGGAGGACGAGGAGGAGAUAGAUCUGGAGGAGGAGGAGGAGGACGAUGAAGAAGGAGAAGCGGAGGAGGAGGAGGAAAGGGAACAGGUGGAAGAGGAGAAGGAGGAGGAGGAGAGACAUAUGGCGGAGGAGGAGAAGGAGGAGGAAGAAGAAGGACAAGCAGAGGAGGAUGGCGAAGGAUAACAGGUGGAAGGAGAGAGAUAUGGCGGAGAAGGAGGAGGAGGAGGAGGAGAGAUAUGGUGGAGGAAGAGGAGGAGGAAUAUGAGGAUAAGGAGGAGGAGGUUGAGGAGAGACAGGAGGAGGGUCGGGUUUGGGGGAGUAUCAAGAGAGAGUCCCGACCCUCCCCGACCCCGACCCUGACCCAUUCGGUCAAUCAAUCAACCAGCGAUUGAUUU
Molecule: messenger RNA, 1235 nt
Organism: Chara braunii
Lineage: Eukaryota; Viridiplantae; Streptophyta; Charophyceae; Charales; Characeae
Source: the annotation of a GenBank genome assembly